Exophiala spinifera is the source of this 1455-nucleotide messenger RNA. RefSeq lists its product as uncharacterized. NCBI's taxonomy places the organism in Eukaryota, Fungi, Ascomycota, Eurotiomycetes, Chaetothyriales, Herpotrichiellaceae. The transcript has 2 exons. Gene Ontology annotation, molecular function: oxidoreductase activity. The record is from RefSeq and is a predicted model, not a curated record. Gene Ontology annotation, cellular component: cytoplasm. The coding region runs from base 1 to 1455 and encodes 484 amino acids.
AUGGGUUCUUCUAUAGAUCCUUCUAUUUGGCAGACUCUGGCGGCGAGGCUGGUUCGUGACCCUGGAACACCGGUCGACAAUCCGACCACGUCAUUCUGGCAAGAACCACUGCUUCCGAUCGCUCAACAUGCAUCUUCAAGUCUACCUAAAGACGCCGAGGUCGUCAUUAUCGGCUCCGGCAUUGCCGGGAUCAGCACAGCAUUGCAUCUUCUUCGAAGGGAUCCAAGGUUAAGCAUUGUCAUGCUCGAGGCAAGAACCGCCAUCUCAGGAGCCACUGGCCGAAAUGGCGGGCACAUCAAAGCAGUGCCCUGGGCGGAUUACUUUGCUCUUAAGGAAACGUAUGGCAAAGAGAGUGCGAUGAAGAUCACAAAGUUCCGCCUCGCGCACCUUGAAGCCAUGGUGGCCGAAGCAGAGGCGCUGGGCGAAGAAGGAAAAGUCGGGCUGGUGCGACGGGUCGAUGGUGUCUGCGCGAUCUACGACAAGGACUUCUGGACGCAAGCAAAGCUCAGAUUGGGCGUUUUUCUCGACGACUUCCCCGAAGAAAAAGGGAGAUGGAAUAUACAUGAGGACGAAAAGGAAUUGAAGGCCCUCGAGUUGGCAGAUGCCCACGGCUGUAUUGUAGGUCCUGCUGGUGCAGCAUGGCCGUACCGGUUCCUGGGGGUCGUAUUGUCACGGUUGUUACAAAGUGGGCAAUUGUCCCUGGAGACACACACGGUGGCCAAGGACAUCCGACGAACAUCGUCACCCACUCAUCCUUACGAAGUGCAUACCACGAGGGGCACGGUGGUGACGAAACAUGUCAUUCACUGCACCAACGGCCACGCAGCGCAUCUACUCCCGGCGCUGAAAGGUAAACUGUACCCGCUAAGGGGACAGAUGACGGUGCAGGCGGUGCCCCCUGGUUUUCCCCGGGCUGGGAUGCAGAGAUCGUACUCGCCCAUGUGGGCCAAAGGGUUCGACUACAUUACACAAUCCGCGGGUGAAGAUGGCUCGCUAUACCUCGGCGGCGGGCUUCUGCAGGACGGUCUUGAUAACGACGAGGACUUGGGCAACCCGGACGAUAGUAGACUGAGUGCAGGUUGCCUGAGACACCUUGAAGCUGUGCCUGGUCGGGCGUUUGUGCACGGCAAGGGGUCUACGAUUGAGAAGAAGUGGACCGGCAUCAUGGGAUUCACAGGCGAUGGGCUCCCACUGGUAGACCGCGUCCAUCAGUAUCUGUCGGGGAGGGAAGAAUGCGACCCCGCUGCCGGUGGCGAAUGGCUCGCUGCAGGCUGGGACGGGUAUGGGAUGGUGCAUUGCUGGUUGACGGGCAAGGCUCUCGCAGCCAUGGUCACGGACCAUGAGGAUGAGGUUCUCGAAUGGUUCCCACGGGCAGAAUUCGCAUGUACGCAGGACAGGCUGGCGAGGAUGAGCCCUGAGAGCGCGUUGCGACACUUGCUUGGUCAUUUAGACUAG